AUGCGUAUCCGUCUGUGUGCGUGUCGGAGUACGUUCAAAGGUAGAAAUAGGUAUCUCUCUCUCUCUCUCUCUCUAUCUAUCUAUCUAUCUAUCUAUCUAUCUAUCUAUCUCCCCAUCUUUUCUCUCUCUCUCUUUCUCUCUCUCUCCCCCACGUCUGUUUCCAUUUACUCCCGCAUCCUUUCUUUCUUUAACAAGCGUUCCCUAUAUCAUAUCAAUUCCUCCCUCUCUUUGCCUUUCACUCUCCUCUUCUCUCUCUCUCUUUGUCUCUUCUCCGCCAUUUUUUCUUCUCUUCAAAUAUGGCUGAAGUGUCAUAAAAACCCAGACCAACUGGCGCCGGAAGCGGAAGUCGCCCAGUUAGCACAAGCCAAUCAGCAAAUGUCUAUUAGAAAGUCAUUUUCCGCGUGGAGGCGCCUCGCUGUCCACCCACGAGCUUCCAGAUGCAGGCUUUCGUUUCUUUUGCAGUUUCGUUCCAUACUUACAGAGGAAGGGCGAAUAAAACAAUCGCAAUAUUGGCUUAAAUUUUCUUUCGUCCUUUUUCCUUUCUUAUUCAUUCCCAUUGUCCCCCUCUCUCUCUCUCUCUCUCUCUCUCUCCCUCUCUCUCUCUCUCUCUCUCUCUCUCGUGAGGAAUUUAUCAAACGUUUCUUCUUUCUUUCUUUCUUUCCUUUUCAUCCCUGUUCCUCACUCCCUCUCUUUCUAUUUAUUUAUUCAAGACAGUUAUUAUCUAAUGUUUCUUUCUAUCUUUCUUCCCCCCUCUCUCUCUCUCUCUCUCUCUCUCUCUCUCUCUUCGUGACGGCGGUUGCCUUUCUUUCUCAUUUGUCUCUUCCUUCUUCUGCCUCACUUUAUCUCUAUUUUGAUCAUUAUUGUCUUACUUUCUUUUCUUUCUUUCUUUCUUUCUUUCUUUCUUUCUUUCUUUGUUGCUUGUCAUUUUCAUUGUCUUUUCUUUUGCUCCCUUUCUUUCUUCCUCUUCAUUGUUUCCCUAUACUUUUUCAUUUCCUUUUUCUUUUCUUCUCCCCCAACCACAUCUCCUUUCAAAACAAAUUCUUUAAAAUUUCAGUGUUUGUUACAAUGCGUCUCGGCUGCUCAACGACUGCCUCAACGACUGCCUCCACGACUGCCUCAACGACUGCCCGACGACUACAUCAACGACUACCCGACGACUGUCUAACGAUUGCCCGACGACUGCCUCAACGACUUCCUAACGACUGCCAAACGACUACAUCAACGACGGCCGAACAACUGCCCGACAGCCUCCACGACUGUCUCAACGACUGUCUCAACGACUGCCCGACGACUGUCUAA
This is a messenger RNA of Acanthosepion pharaonis, 1299 nucleotides long. The record is from the annotation of a GenBank genome assembly. NCBI's taxonomy places the organism in Eukaryota, Metazoa, Mollusca, Cephalopoda, Sepiida, Sepiidae.